GGUCUGCUUACACCAACAGCAGCUGGCCUGGCCGUAGCUCACCUGUCCCGCAUCGCUUCUGGAGCUUGGAGGAGAAGCCAUGGCGGCCACACUCUCUUUCAUUUCCACCCUCUCUUCCCUACCUCGCCUCCCUCUCCAGUCGUCCUCCUGCAACUCCACUUCCACCCGCUGCUUCACUGGAACAAUUCACUGCCAGAAAACUGAUGUUUCCGUAGCUGAAGGAGGUUCAAUUAGCCGUAGGGAAGCACUUAGAUGCGUUGGUGGUGCGCUUGGCUUGGAAAUAAUGAUGAGCUCUGGAUUAUUCACAGAAGUAGCAAGUGCUGCUGAUUUGAUUCAACGGAGGCAGCGUUCAGAAUUUCUAUCAAAUGUUAAGGAGAUCCUAAGCACCGCUAUAAAGGACCAACCAGAACUCAUCCCUUCUCUGUUGACUCUAGCCUUAAAUGAUGCCAUUACCUUUGACAAGAAAACAAAAACUGGGGGUCCAAAUGGAUCAGUCCGGUUGAGCUUGGAGAUAAAUAGGCCAGAAAACAAGGGGCUGUCUGAUGCACUGAGUCUCUUGGAGAAAGCAAAGCUAAAAAUAGAUUCUGACUCAAAAGGGGGGCCAAUUGCAUAUGCAGACCUCAUACAGUUUGCUGCACAAGCAGCAGUUAAAAGCAUCUUCCUUGCUUCAGCAAUUCGCAAGUGUGGUGGGAACGAAGAGAAAGGAAGGUUACUGUAUACGGCAUAUGGUUCAAAUGGACAGUGGGGCCUGUUUGACAGACAACUUGGUCGUAGUGAUGCUCAAGAGCCUGAUCCGGAGGGGAGGAUUCCACAAUGGGAUAAAGCGUCAGUUCAGGAAAUGAAAGAUAAGUUCACCUCAGUUGGCUUAGGGCCCCGCCAGUUGGCUGUCAUGUCUCUGUUUCUUGGUCCUGAUCAAGCGGCAACAGAGACAUUACUUGCCUCAGAUCCUGAAGUUCUUCCAUGGGUUCAGAAGUACCAGCGCAGCCGAGAAACCAUUUCUCAGACAGACUAUGAGGUAGAUCUCAUCACAACCCUGACCAAGCUAAGCUCUUUGGGGCAACAAAUCAAUUAUGAGGCCUACUCGUACCCCGUGGAAAAAAUUGACUUUAGGAAGCUCAAGUUGUAGAAUUUCUGAGCAAGCGUAUUAUCAUAAUCAAUUUUGCUUCCUUAUUAAAGCACGUUAUGGUCUGUGAAGAAUGAUGCUUGUUGGAAGGCUCUUUCAAUUAUUUUGAUCAAAUUUCUUGUAAGACUAUAAUUGAGAAACUAAUAUGUAUAUUAUUUUCAACGGCUUAUGGUUAAGAAGUCUUCUAAAGCUGCAAA
Molecule: messenger RNA, 1320 nt
Organism: Nymphaea colorata (pocket water lily)
Lineage: Eukaryota; Viridiplantae; Streptophyta; Magnoliopsida; Nymphaeales; Nymphaeaceae
Product: thylakoid lumenal 29 kDa protein, chloroplastic
Exons: 11
Coding region: 80-1126 (348 amino acids)
Biological process (GO): cellular response to oxidative stress; hydrogen peroxide catabolic process; response to reactive oxygen species
Cellular component (GO): chloroplast thylakoid membrane
Molecular function (GO): peroxidase activity; heme binding
Source: RefSeq, a predicted model, not a curated record